Molecule: messenger RNA, 1943 nt
Organism: Sphaeroforma arctica JP610
Lineage: Eukaryota; Ichthyosporea; Ichthyophonida
Exons: 9
Coding region: 18-1481 (487 amino acids)
Molecular function (GO): CoA-ligase activity
Source: RefSeq, a predicted model, not a curated record
AGUUGAAACGUCAGGCUAUGUCCUUGGGCACAGCCAUUUACAACGACCUGGGAAUGAAAAAAGGUAGCGUGAUGGCUAUACUGUCGCCCAACUGUCUCGAAUACGUUCCAGUGCUUUACGGUAUCAUGAUGGUUGGUGUCACCGCUACCACCUUGAAUCCGGGAUACACACCGGGCGAAAUUGCGUAUCAACUGAACGAUUCUAAGGCGGACUCGAUCGUCAUUCACGCUGCGCUGCUCGACAACCUGAAGAAGGCCGAACCGGAACUGAUUAAACCUUUGAAGCAUGUGGUCGUAAUCGGGGAUAAACCUGAAAACUCGGAGCAUUUGUGGUACGAUGAUCUUGCGGCGGGCGAUGGCGAGAGUUUGCCCAAGGUAGAUAUCGAUGUUAAACGAGACAUUGCACUACUGCCGUACAGUUCUGGCACCACCGGUCGACCUAAAGGCGUGGCACUCUCCAACUUCAAUUUGGCUGUAAACGUUACACAGACACAAGACGGGGGUUUGAUGCCAAUUGAGCACGGCGUCAAGCAACUCGCCCUUCUGCCCCUGUUCCACAUGUACGGUUUGCUCAUGUGUGGCAACAUCGGUGUGCGAUCAGGCUGGACUAUGUCGAUUUUACCCGCCUUCGACCCUGUUGAGUUCCUGGAGACCAUCCAGAAUGACAAGAUCGAAUUGAUGCACAUUGUACCACCUUUGGUUGUGUUCCUUGCUAAACAUCCACUGGUGGAUAACUAUGAUCUGACCAGUAUCAAGAGUAUCUUCUCGGCCGCCGCACCUCUCGGACGUGACACUGCUGAGCUGCUUGCGAAGAGACUGCCAUGGGUAGAUACUAUCCGACAGGGCUACGGAAUGACUGAAAUGUCUCCUGUGUCCCAUCUCGAUUCUGAUCAGCCCACCAUGGGCAGUGUGGGUGUGCUUGUAUCCAACACUGAGGCCAAGUUCCUGGAUCCUGAAUCACACGAGGAGAUCGAAGUGACUCCCGGACAAGUAGGCGAGUUGUGCAUUCGAGGCCCACAAGUCAUGUUGGGAUAUCUCAACCGACCUGAAGAGACCGAUGCUACUAUGACUUCCGAUGGCUUCCUGCGCACAGGCGAUGUCGGGCAUAUGGACGAGAAGAACCAUCUCUUCAUCCACGACCGUCUUAAGGAACUAAUCAAGGUUAAAGGGCUUCAGGUCGCCCCAACCGAGCUAGAGGAUCAUCUAAUCUCUCACCCGAGUGUCAGUGAUGCUGCUGUCAUCGCUCGUUACGACGAAUUCGCCGGUGAACUGCCCAAGGCGUAUGUGGUAAAGACAGCGGGUGCAUCGGAGACUGAGGAAAAUAUCAGAGAGUGGCUGAAUGGACUCCAUGCCAAGCAUAAGCAUCUGUGUGAAGUUGAGUUUAUCGAUGCUAUUCCCAAGAAUCCCUCUGGAAAAAUUCUAAGACGCUUGCUUCGCGACAAAGAGAAAGCAUCACAGGCCGAAAAGGCAGCCUCCCUCUGAUUAAAGAGCAUCGUGGCAAGGUCAAACAAGCCCCAUCCCAGACUCCGGUGGUGGCUUUCAACUUAAAGAAAGGAAGAUAGCGACGGAUUAGGAGGCCGAUAUGACAGUGAAUAACCCAGUUCAGCACUAUUAGUCUUCCACAGUAGGUGCAAGCUCGGUAUUCGGGUGGAAAUUGUACAAUGAACGGGACCCGCAACAGCUCAUUGACUCUAUUAAAAAUAAUAUAGCUACCUGCACUAUCUAUUGAGACCAUAGAUUGUGCGCUGUACAGCAUAGUCCUCGCCCUCUUGAUGUACAUGCGGUGUCGGUUUUUAUAGCCUCCUUGCGAGUUCAAAUAUAAGCGCCCACGGUAGUCAUGGCAAACGUCAAAAGGAUAGUCUGACACAGCGUAUAUAGCUACACGAAAAUAUAAAACUCAUAUAGUUCAUGAGAUGUAUUUAUGUUAUUGAAUAUAUAUUAAGC